AUGUCUGCCUCGCUGAUAAACCGCUCUUUGACGAAUGUCAGAACCGAACUGGACUUUUUGAGGGAGUCUGAGGUUAUAUCUGAGGAAACCUUUAACAAAAUCAUGCACAGUCUUCCUCAAAAGUACGACCCAAACCAACACAACGACAACAGAUCCAGAGAUUCAAGUGAGUCACACGCUAAGCUGGAAUACGUGGAGGCAUUAUACGCCUUCCAGCCCCAACAAGAUGGCGAUUUGGAGUUAAGACCUGGUGACAAGAUUCAGGUGUUGGAGAAACCAUCCGCAGAAUGGUACAAGGGGAAGUGUGGUGGCCAAGUGGGUAUGUUCCCAUCCAACUACGUUAAACCUGCCUUCUCAGGAGAAUCGUCUGCACCAAAGAGACCAGCGGGGCCACCAUACCAGCCACAACAACAGCACCUGGCCGCUCCUAUGUACCAACAACCACAGAAUACAGGGUACUCCCAGUCAUCGAAUCCUCCAUUCCCACCCCAAUCUGCCAAUUACUACCCGCCUCAACAACAGCAACAACCGCAACAAGUCGUGGUAGAACAACAACAGCCACAUAAGCACAACGCUUUCAAGAAAUUCGGUUCGCAGCUGGGUAAUGCAGCUAUCUUUGGUGCAGGUGCCACCAUCGGUAGCGACAUUGUCAACAGCAUUUUUUAA
Messenger RNA from Huiozyma naganishii CBS 8797, 666 nucleotides. RefSeq names its product Pin3p (gene PIN3). NCBI's taxonomy places the organism in Eukaryota, Fungi, Ascomycota, Saccharomycetes, Saccharomycetales, Saccharomycetaceae. Gene Ontology annotation, molecular function: protein binding. Gene Ontology annotation, biological process: protein transport to vacuole involved in ubiquitin-dependent protein catabolic process via the multivesicular body sorting pathway. Gene Ontology annotation, cellular component: ESCRT-0 complex. The record is from RefSeq and is a predicted model, not a curated record. The transcript has a single exon. Bases 1 to 666 code for a protein of 221 amino acids.